Molecule: messenger RNA, 1953 nt
Organism: Prosopis cineraria
Lineage: Eukaryota; Viridiplantae; Streptophyta; Magnoliopsida; Fabales; Fabaceae
Exons: 9
Coding region: 356-1207 (283 amino acids)
Cellular component (GO): membrane
Source: RefSeq, a predicted model, not a curated record
AGGCCGACACCACAGCACAGAGCCGGCACCCAGCGAACGUGGAAUUGCUGCAUGAUUUUAACAUGAAUAUAAUUAUUCCACCCCUACGGAUAAAGCCAUCAAUAUGUAAUUUUCGCAAAAUUUUGCCGAAUUUGAAGCAAAUCAUUUUCCCCGUUCCUUAGCUGAAUGGUAAGCUCCUAAGGAAGACGAAACCGGAAGUCGCUGCUCGGCUGCUUCUCCUUCAUUUAUCUGCUACAGAUCAAAAGCUUGAUUCCUAUUUCCCCCCCGCUAGGCGAUUACUUUCUCAUUGGCGCCAACCGGUCUCGUGACGUUUCGUUGUUCCCACCGCUCCCACAGUCCGCAAAGUUCCACCAGGAUGCAGCUGCAGAAUACCGCACGUAUAACCAACCUUAGUUAUUGGUUAAACUGGAGGGUCUUACUGUGUUCAGCUUCAGUUUUACUGCCUAUGAUUAUUGCAUUGUUUAUCAUAUGGAAGCGUGAAGGUUCACGCCAUUUGACGCCUGGAAAAGGAGAAAACCAACAAGACGGGAACCGGAUUUUAUGUGGUGAUGAAGCAUGGAAACCAUGCCUAAAAGAAAUUCACCCAGUCUGUUUGCUAGUUUAUCGAGUUGCUGCAUUCUUUUUGCUUGUGGUGACGUUAGUAGCUAAAAUUCUCACUAACACCAGUGCCAUUUAUUUAUACUACACUCAGUGGACCUUUACUUUAGUUACCAUUUAUUUUGGGUGUGCAUCUAUGAUCUCUGUGUAUGGGUGCCAUCAGUUUCAAAAAUCAAGAAGGAGCACCUUUAAUUUUAAUUUUGCUGGAACAGAUGCAGAGCAAGGGUCAAGGACACCGCUCUUGCAUCAGAAUUCUACAAAUCUGUCGUGUGAAAAUCGAGUUAUAGGCAUUUUGAGUUAUAUUAUUGAAGUUCUAUUUCAGACGAAUGCAGGGGCAGUGAUGCUUACAGAUAGCGUAUAUUGGUUCGUUAUAUUCCCAUUUCUCACCAUCAAGGAUUAUGAUUUAAGUUUUAUGACAGUGAACAUGCAUACACUGAAUGUUGUUUUGCUUCUUGGAGAUACAGCUUUAAAUUGCCUGUGUGACCUACACCUUUCAGCAACUGCCCUGGUUUCGGAUCUCUUUCUUUGUGCUAUGGACUGGCGCUUUCGUCAUUUUUCAGUGGAUUCUUCAUGCUUUUGUGUCAAUUUGGUGGCCAUAUCCGUUUCUUGAUUUGUCAUUACCCUAUGCUCCACUAUGGUACUUUGUAAUGGCACUGAUGCAUAUUCCAUGUUAUGGCUUGUUUGUGCUGAUUGUCGAUUUGAAACAUUAUUUUCUGUCAAAAUGGUUCCCUUCCUCUCAUCAACGCUAAAGAUUGAGAUUUUGAGAGUGUUUCUAGGAUGGCCGCCUCCAAACUGAAUUCAGCUUUCCUCACUGCAGAGUGCAUGGAUGAGUUCUUUUACGCACUCUUCCUACAACAAAGGAUCAUAUAAUCAAACAAAUUACUAACAUUCAUUCAAUAUAAUACUUGAAGCUUCCAAGAACUGAAUUUAACGCUUCUAACAAGCCAACUUUUUUUUAAAGCAGACGUUGAGAAUAAUUUGCAGGAGCAAAUUGGAGGAACAGCUUGUUUGUCCUGGUACUUUUCUUCCUUUCCUCUGUUGGAUCCACGGUCGCAGGUGUUCUUGCUUGUUCCCUGUAGAUGACUUGGUGAUAAUUUGUUUAGCCAUCGACUUCUCUACAAUAUGAGAUCUCUCUGUCCAUAGUUGUCCUUAGAUGGAAACAAAAUAGGAUGAGCAUGGUCACUUUGGGAAUUUCAGACAUGUAUAAUGUUGAGAAAAAUUAUUGUUGCUAUAUAUGUACUGUAAUAUUUGCCGUAUUUGGGAAGCAAAAGUUGCCGAGCAUUGAAUCUGUUCUUCCUUUUGUGUUCUUUGGAAAAUACGAUGUCAUUUAUAAGGGUGAAUGCCAAGUUCACUAAA